UAUACUUUUCAAUUCCAUGACUUUAUAAAUAGCCUAAUAAUCAACACUUGCAUGCAUCCAAAUUAACUCAGAAAAGAAACACCGAUGAUGGAGGGAGCUUUUAUUUCUACCAAAGAAGAGAAUAUUGAUUUGAACCAAAUCACACUCCGACGACCCUUUCAUCUUUCAGACCUUGAUGAUAUCAUGGUAUGGACAACUGAUGAAAAAGUGGCCAAUUUCUGUUCUUGGAAACCUUACACAAGCAAAGACGAAGGCGUCAAAUUCAUUGAAACUAUACCAACCAAGUUUCUAUGGUGCAAAGCAAUAUGUCUAAAUGAUCGCGCUAUUGGACGUAUUUCUCUAAAAUCAAGAUCACCACAUGAUAAAAGCAGGAACAAAACUGCAGAACUUGGUUAUGUUAUAGCCUCUAAAUAUUGGGGUAAAGGGAUUGCCACAUGUGCUGUGAAACAAGUUGUUAAGGUUGUUUUCAAUGAACUGUCACACUUGGAAAGGGUUGAAGCUUUUGUUGAUGUUGAAAAUGUUGGGUCUCAGAGAGUUUUGGAGAAAGCAGGCUUCCAAAAGGAAGGAGUUCUGAGAAAGUAUUUGUUCAUGAAAGGAAAGAGCAGAGACAUGAUCAUGUUCAGUGUUCUUUUUAGUGAUAUCAAACUAUGA
Molecule: messenger RNA, 651 nt
Organism: Vicia villosa (hairy vetch)
Lineage: Eukaryota; Viridiplantae; Streptophyta; Magnoliopsida; Fabales; Fabaceae
Exons: 1
Coding region: 85-651 (188 amino acids)
Molecular function (GO): acyltransferase activity, transferring groups other than amino-acyl groups
Source: RefSeq, a predicted model, not a curated record